CCGUUGUGAGUCUGCGUAACCCUGCGCAUGCGCAUCAGUCUGGCUCAAUUUAGCAGCUGUAUUUCCUGCUUGCUGCUGUUUCCACUCGAAGCAAUGGCAGAAGUGAAAGCUUCCCUGAUUUGUGGCGUUAUAGCGGCUUUCCUGGCUUCAGCGGUGCUUGCAUUUGUUGAAGAUCUAGAUGACACAUUUAAAGACACCAGAGUGAACGAUGUCUGGCUGGUUGAUUUCUAUGCGCCGUGGUGCGGGUACUGUAAAAAACUAGAACCGGUAUGGCACGAUGUGGGAGUGGAGCUUAAGGGCUCCGGGUCGCCGGUCCGCGUUGGAAAGAUGGAUGCCACGGCUUUCUCUGGAAUGGCGUCAGAGUUCGGUGUUCGUGGUUACCCCACAAUAAAGCUGUUAAAGGGUGACCUCGCCUAUAAUUACAAGGGACCCAGGACAAAAGAUGAUAUCGUAGAGUUCGCCAACAGGGUGGCAGGACCGGCCGUCAGGGCACUUCCCAGCAAGCAGAUGUUCGAGCACAUGAUGAAACGACAUGAUGUGCUCUUUGUGUAUGUCGGAGGGGAGUCUCCGCUGAAAGAGAAGUACCACGACGUAGCCUCUGAGCUCAUUGUCUACACUUAUUUCUUCUCGGCUUCAGAGGAAGUCUUUCCAGAGUCAGUGACUUUGCCAGAGCUUCCUGCGGUUGUAGUCUUUAAAGAUGGGGCCUACUUUACCUACGAUGAGUACGAAGAUGCGAGUUUGUCAUCGUGGGUGAACAAGGAGCGCUUCCAAGGUUACCUUCAGAUUGACGGCUUUACGCUGUAUGAGCUCGGGGAAACAGGCAAAUUGGUGGCGAUUGCAGUCAUCGAUGAGAAGGACCCCGCAGAGGAUAGUGGCAGAUUAAAGACCUUGAUUCAGAGGGUGGCGAAGGAAUACAGAGAACAUUUUAACAGAGACUUCCAGUUUGGCCACAUGGAUGGGAACGACUACAUUAACAGCCUCAUUAUGGGCGAGGUGACGGUGCCUUCCGUUAUCAUCCUCAACACAUCCAACGAGCAGUACUUCCUGCCCAGUGAGCCGAUUGAGACCAUGGAUCAGCUGGUCCAAUUCAUCAACGGUGUUUUGAACGGUUCCGCACAGGCGUAUGGAGGUGAUGGCUUCAUUCAGAGGAUCAAACGUGUGGCCUUUGAUGCCAAAUCCACCAUCAUGUCGGUGUUUCGCAGCUCUCCACUGCUGGGCUGCUUCCUGUUUGGCCUACCGCUGGGUGUAAUUAGCCUGAUGUGCUAUGGUAUCUGCACAGCCGAGUCGGAUGACGGUUCGGAUGACAUGGAUGCGCUCAAGAGGGAGGGCCUGACUGACGAGGAGGAGGAGGAGGAGGAGGAAGAGGAGGAGGAGAGGCAACGCGCCGCUGAGCUGGAGGGCCCCGAAGAGGGCGAGAACGAGGAAGAGGAUGUCGGAGAGAAGGAUCCCGAAGAGAAGAAAACCGAUUAACACAGGGGGCUCCCGCCGGAUAGAGGAUGAUAGGCCUAGGCAAAUGCGGUGACAUGAAACUCAAAGACAUAUCGAUGUAUUACUAUUCUGCUUCUUUGUCUUUCAUAUCACUUCCCCUCGAAGCCCCUCUAGCACGGACUGUUCUCGCGUCUUCUGUGCUUAAGGCCAGCUGCUCAGUGAAGCCAUUGAAUCACGUUACAGAAAUAAAAGCCUUUUUAACGAUGCAGUGUAAACACAUAAUGUUCAAGAGAAGGGGUGACUGUGAACCAAACAAACUACUUAUUUAUUACGAUUCGACCAACCAGUAGUUUAUUCCAUGUGAUGUUUGACCCUUCCCCCUGUCGUUUUUUAACCACCUAUUAUAUCUUCCUUUUUCACAAUUAAUUUUUUUCGUUUUGAUUCCAGUUUACGAUGAUAUCCUUGAAUAGAAGAAAGAAGAUAAAUCUCAUUUUUGUUCGCCUCCUACUCCAGACUCAAAACGAUAGAUUGACAAGCGUAGAAAGCGAAGGAAGUGCCCAAAAAUGAAAAUCUGCCAUAAAUUAAUUGUGCUUUUUUUUUUUGUAUGUUAAUGCCUGGAAAUAUAAAUCUUCUUCUUCUUCUAGGGGUGCUAAGUGCCGAGACAGUCGUGCAUUUCAAUUUAUUUCUCAUGCCAGCUACCUGUUAGUGUCCGUUUUUGAGGAGAGUUGAUGAAAAAAAGCUUGAAUGGUAAUAUAGAAAAUGCACUCUAUUUUUUUCAACACGACCAACCUGCUCAAAAUUCCUAGCAUAGAUGGUUUGUACCUGUACAGCAGACAGCCAUAACAUGCAUCAGUAGUUCCUGCAGCUUUUAACAACUCAUAUUCCUCAGAUAGACUUGCUCUGUCUGUUUCCAUAUUUCAAUCUGUCCUCCAUCACUGGCUGCUAUAUUGAAUUCAGUAGGCAGGUUGAAGUUUAAAUCCCGAUGCACUGAGACGUACACUGAGCCUACAAAAUAUUAAGCCCGUCUUCCUUCUACUUAGUUUCACUGCUUUUUUCAGUUUUAACCCACUAUUGUUAGUUUUCUUAAGGCAUAGAAAUCCAUCGCAAUCCUAUUUUCAUACCCUCAAGACUGAAGUGUAUGUAAUAGCUGAAAUCAAGUAGAGGUUAUGGCUUCCUCUUGGAUUCAAGAGGCCGGACUGUUUUAUGAAAAGAGCAAGUGUUCCUCACAUCUAAUACACCGAGCCUAAUAGCAGUUUUAUGAAAAAUUCUCAGCAGAGUGCACUUUGUUGGUUUCAUUGUCUUUAGCAUACAUUCAAUAUUUGUGACUAAAGAAAGCAAAAGAACGCUCAACAACGCAAGAGUAAUUCUGAGAUGGGAUUUAUAAUCAAUAGCACAUUUUUCAACAACUGUUGUGAGAUUCUCAUGAUUGACUCAUAGGAUUUAAUUAUUUUUCCUAUACAGGGAAUAGCAGAGACAAAAACAACAACCAGGAUGGCAGAUACAAGUAUAAUCAUGUUGGACCCAAUCGCUCAAAAGUUUGACAUUUUUGGAAAUACACUUAUUCACUUUGUUGCCAAAGCAUUAGAUGAGAAAGAUACCACUCGUGUCUGAAGGGAAAAUAUGAAGCUAGUGCCAGCAGCUGCUUAGCUUAGCACAAAGCCAGGCAAUAGGGAGGGGGGGGGGGGGCGCUAGCCUGGUUCUGUCAGAAGAUAAUAACAUCCACCUACAAUACAGCUAUUGAGCCUCCAAAGCUCCCUAAUUAAAAACAUUAUACCUCCUUUUGUUUAAUCUUCUCUUGUUGCCUGGAAACCUCACAGGGAAGACUCCAGGAAGUCACUGCACCCGGCCAGGAUGUAGUUUGUCCUGUAACCCCCAAAGUAACAGCGCAAAAUGUUGUUUUUACUUGUUCUUGUACAGAUUAAACAAACAAAAAUAUAACUUGUUCAUUAGUGAGCUGGUUGCCAAGCUAGCUGUUUCCCCCUGCGUCCAGUCUUUAUGCUAAGCUAAGCUAUCCAGCAGCUGCCUCUAGUCUACAGACAAAGUCAUCUGGUCUCUCUUUGCUUGAGCUUUUAAUCACAUCUCACGUAGUGACAACUGAACCAACUUCUAAAUGGACUUUAAAUUAUGAUUUUUAUUAUAAUUUUCAAAUAGUAAUGAAUGUUUUGAGCUGUUUAAGCCAAUAUUGUGUAAAAGUAAUCCUCACUUCUUACGCCCCACUUGUAACCCUUUUAAAAAAAGUGUAGCUGAGUAAUAAGAGCGCUUCUAGAUUCGUCAUUUCAUCCUGCUUUUGUAGCUCAGUAAAUCGUGUAACUUGAUCAGCUUAGGCUCUUCAACCUAAGCACACCUGUUGUUUUUAAUAUAUAGAGGUUAUCUGUAAUAUUACUGUGAAACUGCACUAAAGGAAACCAUGCCCUCGCCUUGCCUUCUGGUCUUUGUAGUUUGCCUACCAUUCUCUGCCAAACUUCCUCUUUGGGUUGGAAUUGAGAUAGCUACACUUUAUUACAGGUUUGAAAGAUUGAAAUAAAGAUUGUCCUCUUUUUUU
Cottoperca gobio is the source of this 3970-nucleotide messenger RNA. It is a transcript of the gene tmx3b, whose product is annotated as thioredoxin related transmembrane protein 3b. The coding region runs from base 28 to 1470 and encodes 480 amino acids. The record is from RefSeq and is a predicted model, not a curated record. Gene Ontology annotation, cellular component: cell surface; endoplasmic reticulum. The transcript is spliced from 16 exons. Lineage: Eukaryota; Metazoa; Chordata; Actinopteri; Perciformes; Bovichtidae.